This is a messenger RNA of Plenodomus lingam JN3, 1215 nucleotides long. Lineage: Eukaryota; Fungi; Ascomycota; Dothideomycetes; Pleosporales; Leptosphaeriaceae. The record is from RefSeq and is a predicted model, not a curated record.
AUGCGUGCCUCCUUGGCUAAAGUGUUGGCAUAUGCUACAACUGUUUCUGCCCAUGGAUAUCUCUCCUCCCCAAUGAGCCGUACUGGACUCAAUGCCCAGGACCUCGACAGAAACCUCUCUAACAGUAAAUGUUCCCAGGCCGGCGCAGAUACCUGCCCAGAAUGCACAAUCCUUGAACCCGUCCCGGCCUGGCCCGAUCUCGACGCAGCCGCUGUAGGUCGUUCAGGACCUUGUGGCUUCAAUGCGCGAGUUUCUGUGGACUACAACCAACCCGGUCCGCGUUGGGGAUCUCAGCCCGUCAUCACUUACAAGGGGGGCGAAACCGUCGAUGUACAGUGGUGUGUUGACAACAAUGGUGAUCACGGAGGCAUGUUCAGUUACCGCAUCUGCCAAGAUCAAUCCAUCGUUGACAAACUCAUCACUCCGGGUUACUUGCCUACAGAGGCCGAAAAAGCAGCAGCUGAAGAUUGUUUCAACAAAGGCUUGUUGAAGUGCACAGAUGUCGCUGGACAGAGCUGCGGCUUCAAUCCUGAUUGUCGGCAAGGCCAGCCAUGCUGGAGGAAUGACUGGUUUACAUGCAAGGGUUUCCAGGACGGCCCCCGAUGCAAGGGCGUCGACAACGCUCCUAUCAAUUCCUGCUACACCUCCAUCGCAGGCGGCUACACCGUUUCUUCCAAGAUCAAAAUCCCAAAUUACGUUUCCAACCACACCCUUCUCUCUCUGAAGUGGAACGCCUUCGAAACACCACAGAUUUAUUCUACCUGUGCUGACAUCAAAAUUACCGGCCCUGGAUCUGGCACCGCACCAAACCCACCUCCAGCAUCGAGCAGACCCACCUCUGCCGUGGCCACAGCAACCACAGCAACCUCCACUGCCGCAGCAACUGGUUGCGCGACACCUGUGGCCAGCGUCGCCGUGACCUUUAACUCGAGAACGACUACUUCUGUGGGACAGAAUGUGAAGAUUGCCGGAUCGAUUUCCCAGCUGGGAAGCUGGAACACUGGGAAUGCGUUUGCUUUGUCUGCGUCGCAGUACACCUCUGCUAACCCGCUUUGGACUGGUACUGUCAACCUGCCUGCCGGCACGAGCUUCGAGUACAAGGUCAUCAGGGUGGAAAGCGGUGGUGCUGUUACUUAUCAGUCGGGUGCCAAUAGGCAGUACACUGUACCCAGAGGAUGUGCAGGAACGGCGACGGUACAGGCAGCAUGGACUUAG